This is a messenger RNA of Arthroderma uncinatum, 2109 nucleotides long. RefSeq names its product IKS protein kinase. Gene Ontology annotation, molecular function: ATP binding; protein kinase activity. NCBI's taxonomy places the organism in Eukaryota, Fungi, Ascomycota, Eurotiomycetes, Onygenales, Arthrodermataceae. The transcript is spliced from 2 exons. Gene Ontology annotation, biological process: protein phosphorylation. The coding region runs from base 1 to 2109 and encodes 702 amino acids. The record is from RefSeq and is a predicted model, not a curated record.
AUGGCCGACCACGAUUCGCGAAGCAUGUCGAUAGUCCCUUAUAGCGCUGCAGGGGACAUAGUACUUCGCCAUGACGACGCGAUCGUGGUGUUUGACCACUCGUCUCAACAGCUCGUUCUUCAACCCGCGAAUCAAGGCGUCGAUAACAUCGGUGCGGAACGGACGGAUUGCCCCUACUGCCAUCGACCGAUGCGUGAUGGUAAUCCCGAGAAUCCCCAAGAGCCUCAUCGCGGAUCUACUCCAGUCGCACCAGCGCCGCCGAGAUUCGUGAACCCGGAAUACUUUCGACUGCUCGAGAAUAGUAGCCUUCCCCCGCCUUCGAAUCGAUCAGCUCCUUCAUCUCCACGGCGCCAGCUGGUACAGCCUGCUGAGGAGGGAGGUACACCGGCUCCGACAGCCGAUCAGGGUGGUGACUCGCCUUCUAAUACCCAUGGGAUUUCGUCAGCCGCAUUCAGUCAUGACUAUUUCAAGAGGUUCUUCGUAGAAGAACGGGAGCUCGGAAGAGGAGGGAAGGGUGUUGUGCUUUUGGUGAAGCAUAUACUUGAUGGUGUGCCUCUGGGCCACUACGCAUGCAAGCGGGUUCCUGUUGGAGAUGACCAUGAGUGGCUCAAGAAGGUGUUAAUUGAAGUUCAAUUGCUGCAGCACCUUUCACACCAAAAUCUGGUGUCAUAUCGACAUGUGUGGCUUGAAAACGCAAGGCUCAGCAACUUUGGCCCAAGAGUGCCAUGUGCGUUUAUCUUACAGCAAUAUUGCAAUGCAGGUGAUCUACAAAAAUACAUGUGCGGUUCAAUUCAGACUGCAGCAGAUACACCGCAGCAGUUAAAAGAUCGGCUACGGCGGAGAUCUCGAGGCCAGCCAGAACUCCCAACUGCUGCUAGCGGACCGAGGCGGCUUCAGCUUGAAGAGAUCUAUUCAUUCUUCAAAGAUAUUACUUCUGGGCUCCGUUUUUUACAUGCGAGUGGCUACAUACACCGUGACCUAAAGCCAAGUAACUGUCUUCUACAUGAAACUGGCCGCGAGUUACGGGUCUUGGUCAGUGACUUUGGUGAAGUCCAGUUUGAGAACACUGUUCGCAAUUCCACUGGAACGACGGGUACUAUCUCCUUCUGUGCCCCUGAAGUGCUACGGCGGGUCUCGCCCGAUGGCCCAUUUGGCAACUUUAGCUUCAAAUCAGACGUUUUUUCACUUGGAAUGAUUCUCUAUUUCCUUUGCUUCGGCCAACUUCCAUAUCGUAAUGCCGAUGUCGUCGACGAAGAUAAAGAGGAUCUUGACCUUCUCCGGGCUGAAAUUAGCCGAUGGGCAGGGUUUGAUGAUGCAAGGCGAAUGCGACCUGACCUCCCUGAUAAACUCUACUCUUUCUUAACACGUCUUUUGGACGUGGAUCCUGAUAUGAGGCCAACUGCAGAGGACGUCCUGAAUGGCAUCCAGGCUGGUGGCUCCAAUGAAGGGCGCCGUUUUCACAGGGGCCCAUCUUCCACCGACCUCCAAGCUAAUGCCCGUGUGCUUCCUGUAGAUAGCCCUGCUACCAGGUCGCCAUCACGACGGCCACGAAGUCCCGUGAAGAGGGCACCUCCAGCAUUGGAUCUUCCCCCUUCAAUCAUUCGUUCUACCAUGCUGGGGAAAAACGGCUCUAACCAUGCGACUUCCAGCGACCCAGAUCCGACCUCCGAAGUCCAAAAUAAUGAAAAUGUCAACACAGAGACUACUAACCUCCUUAUCCGGUCUACUGCCACAUCUCCUCGCAUUGUGCGCAACCAUCCUGAAGACCAUAAUCGGCGAUUAUAUACUGUUACAAAUCGCCUCCUUUUACCUCCUCCUGACAGGGUUCCAAUAAUCGGUCACAUUCUAAGGAGCAGGACUAUUUUCCCCGCUUUAAUCAACUUCGCCCUACUUACUUUAAAAUUCCUUUCCCUCACCCAGCCCUGCGCUCCACUUACUGCCAGGCCGUGGAUACUAUACCCGCUUCUUUUCCUCGCUGUGCUAGAUUUGAGUAUUCCGAAAAAACUGUUUCAUGUGGCCUCCCUCUUGUUCCACGUACUUGUCUUAGUUUUUGCUUUUAAAACCGAGUCUCUCUGUUCGCAUGGGUUUCGUGACACGUACGCUGGUUGA